Podospora anserina S mat+ is the source of this 1665-nucleotide messenger RNA. RefSeq lists its product as uncharacterized. Gene Ontology annotation, biological process: transmembrane transport; carbohydrate transport. Lineage: Eukaryota; Fungi; Ascomycota; Sordariomycetes; Sordariales; Podosporaceae. Gene Ontology annotation, molecular function: carbohydrate:proton symporter activity. The transcript has 3 exons. The coding region runs from base 1 to 1665 and encodes 554 amino acids. Gene Ontology annotation, cellular component: membrane. The record is from RefSeq and is a predicted model, not a curated record.
AUGUCGACUCACGACGAGAAGGAGGCCCCGGCCGCCUCCCACGUCGGCGGCCUGGCUACUACCCAGGACGUCGAGCGUAUUGAGGCUCCCGUCACCUGGAAGGCCUACCUCCUCUGCGCCUUCGCUUCCUUUGGUGGUAUUUUCUUCGGCUACGACUCCGGUUACAUCAACGGUGUCCUCGGCUCCCAGAUCUUCAUCGACGCCGUCGAAUUCGCCGGUGCCAAGGCUGUUUCCGAGUCCCGGACUUCGCUCAUCGUCUCUAUUCUCUCCUGCGGUACCUUCUUCGGCGCUCUCAUUGCUGGUGACGCCGCCGACUGGAUUGGUCGCAAGUGGACUGUGAUUCUCGGCUGCCUCAUCUAUAUCAUCGGUGUUGUCAUUCAGAUGAUCACUGGCCUCGGUGAUCCCCUCGCUGCCAUCGUUGCCGGUCGCUUGAUCGCUGGUAUCGGUGUCGGUUUCGAGUCUGCUGUCGUCAUUCUGUACAUGUCCGAGAUUUGCCCCCGCAAGGUCCGUGGAGCUCUGGUCGCUGGUUACCAAUUCUGCAUCACCAUCGGUAUCAUGUUGGCUGCUUGCGUUGUGUACGCCACUGAGGGUAGAACCGACACUGGCUCGUAUCGCAUUCCCAUUGCCAUCCAGUUCCUCUGGGCCAUCAUCCUCGCUGGUGGUCUCAUGAUGCUCCCCGACUCUCCCCGUUACUUUGUCAAGAAGGCCAACCUUCCCGCCGCCACCGAUGCUCUCGCUCGCCUCCGUGGCCAGCCCAAGGACUCUGAGUACAUCCAGGUCGAGCUUGCCGAGAUUGUCGCCAACGAGGAGUACGAGCGUCAGCUCAUUCCCAACACCACCUGGUUCGGCUCGUGGGCCAACUGCUUCAAGGGCUCCCUCUUCAAGGCCAACUCCAACCUUCGCAAGACCAUCCUCGGUACCUCUCUUCAGAUGAUGCAGCAGUGGACUGGUGUCAACUUCAUCUUCUACUACUCGACCCCCUUCCUCAAGUCCACCGGUGCCAUUUCCAACUCGUUCGUCAUCUCCAUGAUCUUCACCGUCAUCAACGUGUGCUCGACCCCCAUCUCCUUCUGGACCGUUGAGCGUUUCGGUCGCCGCACCAUCCUCCUCUGGGGCGCUCUUGGCAUGCUCAUCUGUCAGUUCCUCGUCGCCAUCAUCGGUGUCACGGUCGGCUUCAACCACACCUUCCCCGCCCCCACGGCGGAGGAUCCCGAGCGCACCCUCGCCAACAACAUCUCUGCCGUUAACGCGCAGAUCGCCUUCAUUGCGAUCUUCAUCUUCUUCUUCGCCUCCACCUGGGGUCCCGGCGCCUGGAUUCUCAUUGGUGAGAUCUUCCCUCUGCCGAUCCGCUCCCGUGGCGUUGGUCUCUCGACCGCCUCCAACUGGCUCUGGAACACCAUCAUCGCCGUCAUCACCCCCUACAUGGUCGGUACCGACAAGGGCAACAUGAAGUCGUCCGUCUUCUUCGUCUGGGGCGCCCUCUGUACCUUUGCCUUGAUCUACACCUUCCUCUUCGUCCCCGAGACCAAGGGUCUCUCCCUCGAGCAGGUCGACAAGAUGAUGGAGGAGACCACCCCCCGCACCUCGGCCAAGUGGAAGCCCCACACCACCUUUGCCGGGUCUCAGCCCACCAACAGCGCCUACCUCAAGCAGGAGUCUGUUUAA